AUGUCUCUCGUUAACCUCGCCUCGGUGUGCGCGCACUUGAACAACGCCACCAAGGCUCGUCUUGGCCUCACCUCCAUCCCCAACACCAAGAUGCACCUGGCUCUGUGCCAGGCUCUUCAGAACUCUGGCUACCUCUCCACUGUUGUCCGCGGAGGCCCGACUCCUCCGCCUGCGCACCCAAUCCUCGGCUUCCCAACCGCCAACGACGUUGAGCCUAUCACCCGUGAGAACGUUGCGUCAAGGCGUCUCUGGCUAGGCUUGAAAUACUGGCAGAACGAGUCUGUCCUGGGGAAGGUUCAGCUGGUCAGCAAGCCGACACGGCGAGUCCGGGUCACUGUUGAGGACUUGCGAAAGAUCGUCCGCGGCCAAGAGUCUAAUUACGUGGCUGGCCUCCGCUCCCCUGGUGAGAGUCUCUACAUCUCUACAGAUCGGGGAAUCAUGGAGGCUCGCGAGUGCGUGGAGAAGAAGAUUGGCGGCCAGGCCUUGGUCCGUGUCAAAUAA
Molecule: messenger RNA, 501 nt
Organism: Penicillium maclennaniae
Lineage: Eukaryota; Fungi; Ascomycota; Eurotiomycetes; Eurotiales; Aspergillaceae
Product: mitochondrial 37S ribosomal protein uS8m
Exons: 1
Coding region: 1-501 (166 amino acids)
Biological process (GO): translation
Cellular component (GO): ribosome; mitochondrion
Molecular function (GO): structural constituent of ribosome
Source: RefSeq, a predicted model, not a curated record